Messenger RNA from Gambusia affinis (western mosquitofish), 1950 nucleotides. RefSeq lists its product as uncharacterized. Bases 419 to 1219 code for a protein of 266 amino acids. The transcript has 11 exons. Lineage: Eukaryota; Metazoa; Chordata; Actinopteri; Cyprinodontiformes; Poeciliidae. Gene Ontology annotation, biological process: cell surface receptor signaling pathway. Gene Ontology annotation, molecular function: transmembrane signaling receptor activity. The record is from RefSeq and is a predicted model, not a curated record.
GGACUGGAGUGAUGUUGUCGUGUUAACUGUGUAUGAAGUCUCUGUGUUUCCAUCUUGGUUGAGUCCUGGAGCCUCAGUGACUCUGAGAUGUGAGGUUGAACAUCCACCUGCAGGAACCAGGUUCUUCUGGUAUAAAGCUGUUUAUAAUCCACCACGCAGAUUCUACAGAUAUGAGCUGCUGCCUGGCAGCUCUGAUGGGACUGAAGAGAAUUUCUACAUUGUUCAUGGACUCAAUAGUACAGCAGGUUAUGUGUGUGAAGCAGGAAAUGGAAAACCAGAAUACAGAGAUCCACGUUUUGUCUGGUCAGCAGAUCCUCGUCCAGCAGCUUCUCUCUCAGUGAAUCCUGACAGAGUUCAACACUUCUGGUCUGAAUCUGUCACACUGACUUGUAAAGGAAACUCUACUGAGUGGAGAGUGAUGAGGUUAACAGAAAGAGACCACCUGUCAUCCUGCUCCAUCUGGGGGACAAUGAAUGGAUCUACAUGCACCAUAAACCGGUCUGUUAGUGGAGUGUACUGGUGUGAGUCUGGAUCAGGAGAGUUCAGCAAUGCAGUGAACAUCACUAUACAGGACAGUGAUUUUUUAAAUAUUAUCCUGGUGAGCCCUGUUCAUCCUGUGACUGAAGGAGAUCCUGUUACUCUGAGCUGCAGAGAUAAAAAUCAAAAUCUUCUCUCCAAUGUGUUUUUCUAUCACAAUGAUAAACUCAUCAAUAAUGACAGCAGAGAGGAGCUGAAGAUCUCUGCAGUGUCAAAGUCAGAUGAAGGUUUCUACAAAUGUAAACAUUCAGGAGAAGAGUCACCAAGCAGCUGGAUGUCUGUUAGAGUAUCUGAAUCCGGUCCUGUCAGCUCUUCACUUCCUGUGAUGAUGAUCGUUGGACCAGUUGUUGGAGUCGUUCUCUUUAUUCUCGUUAUUCUCCUGAUCUUGUUGUGUUCCAAAGGUUUAUGGUGCAUCAGAUCGAAGCAGCCAGAGGGCAGAGGUCAAACCUCACCCACCGACCUUGGAGUCAACAACACUGAAGGUCAUGAGUACAGCUCUCUUUCUCAUGAUAACGCCAAUCUCUACGCGUCAGUCAAGUCCUCCGAAACGACAGGAAAUGCUGCAGAUGAAGCCAGAGAUGUCACGUACUCUCGCAUUGAACUGAAAGACAUCGACAGAACGAGAAGACCUCGUGAAGCAGAGGAGAACGCCGUUUACUCUGAAGUGAAGUUGCAGGAGUAGGAUGAGAAUAAACUGAAAGACCAGAGGAGUCCUGCAGCAGCAGAUUCAGCAGUUUAUCAGGUCAGGAUAACAACCCUGCCACAUGAGAUGCAUGAUGUGACGGGCUCUGCUAAAAGUUAUUACGAGUUAAAACUCAUCACAUCCUUCAAAUUCCCACUUUUUCCACAUGUUUCUGUUAGGAAUCCAUUAAGGAAGCUGUUUUAUGAAAUUACUGCAAGGGCUGAAAUGCAUUUUCUUAAAUUCUUUUGAUUUUGAUUUAUAUUUGCCGAUGUAAAAUUUGAAGCACAGCAACCUGUCUUUAAGCUGAUAGUUUUUCUUUAAUGCUUUGAAGGUUUGGAUGUAAAUGCGUUCCGUCGCAAAACGCAGCAAAGAAAGAAAAUGUAAAACAUGUAAAUGUUUUGUAGAGUUUUUGUUUUACAAUGUUUUUAAAUGUAUUAGUUGUUAGUAUAAGCUCUUUGUUUUUCAAAUUUUGAUAAAAUUGUUGUUUUCAUAUUUUCAUAGUUUGUCUUUUCAUGCUGUUUUCAUUUGCUGCUGCGUCUCAUUGGCAGUGUAGCAGUUUAUAUGCAAACAUUUAUGUUAUCCAACUGCAUAGUCAGCUUCGCGCUUAAAAUGUGACAACUUCAUAGUUUUUCUGAGCCAUGUGUCUUAAAUCAACCGUAUUGUGAAGUAAGAUCUGUCAAAAUCCGUGUAAUUAAAUUUGGACACAUGAAGGGAUGUAGUUGGAUUUUUCU